Molecule: messenger RNA, 3184 nt
Organism: Polyodon spathula (Mississippi paddlefish)
Lineage: Eukaryota; Metazoa; Chordata; Actinopteri; Acipenseriformes; Polyodontidae
Gene: tlr9
Product: toll-like receptor 9
Exons: 2
Coding region: 1-3132 (1043 amino acids)
Biological process (GO): positive regulation of interleukin-6 production; canonical NF-kappaB signal transduction; toll-like receptor signaling pathway
Cellular component (GO): plasma membrane
Molecular function (GO): pattern recognition receptor activity; protein binding
Source: RefSeq, a predicted model, not a curated record
AUGGCUUUGGCUCCAAGGAACAGUCUGAUAUACCCUUCACUCUUCAUCUUUCUCCUGGUGCCUCUGGCCAGGGGUACCCUUCCUAAGUUUUUUCCUUGCGAUGACACCAAUAAUUCCACAGUGGUAAUCUGCAGCAAAAGAAAGCUAUUUGAAGUCCCUACGAUCAGUUCCAGUAAUGUAACCACUUUGUACCUGGACAGUAACAAUAUCAAGCUGGUGAAAAGACAUGCCUUCAGUGCCCUUCCAGGCCUGCAGAACCUGAGCAUCAUGUGGAAUUGUCUUCCUACGAGGUUGAGGUCUCCUGGGUUGCCGUCUUGUCGCAUGGAGAUUGAGCCAGAAGCCUUUGUGAACUUGAAGUAUCUGGUAUACCUUGGCUUGUCUGGAAAUAGCCUGACGUCAGUCCCCCAACUGCCCCCGAACCUGAAGGUUCUCAGUUUGGCUUACAACAACAUCGUCCACCUCAGCCAUGCAAAUUUCUCUGGGGCCCAAAACCUGGUGAACCUCAACCUGGACAAAAAUUGUUACUACAACAACCCAUGUGGUGACACUUUUGAUUUAAAGGAAGAUGCCUUUAGAGAUCUGCACCAGCUGCAGGUUCUGUCACUCAAGUUUAAUAAUAUUACUGUGGUUCCCCGAGGCCUUCCAGAGUCUUUGGAAGACUUGGAUCUAAGAGAGAACAAGAUCAGCAGAAUCAACAGCAUAGAUUUCGCCAACUUGACCCAACUUAAAAUCCUGAAUCUGGAGUGGAACUGCCAGCGCUGCGACCAUGCUGCCCAGCCCUGCUUCCCUUGUCUCAAUAAUGCUUCCAUCAACCUGGAUCCCAACUCCUUCCGGAACCAGAGGAAUCUAAUCUCCCUAAGCCUGCGCGGAAACUCUCUCAGGACCCUGUCCGACAGUCUCUUUGAACCUCUUGCCAACCUCUCCAACUUGGACCUAUCUGACAACCUGUUAGCAUAUGCCAUCAUGAAUGGUACGUUUUUCAGCUACCUUAAAAAAGUCAAAACCCUCAAUUUAAUAUACAACUAUGAACCAUUGCACGUUUUCUCAACCCUUCAGCUAUCUCCUCAUUUCCAAGACAUGGGUUCCUUGGAAUAUCUCCUCCUCACUGGUUACUUCUUCCUCACUUUGGAGCCCACAGGCCUAAAACCCUUAAUGGCCCUCAGAAACCUUCAAAAACUAGACUUCCGGAUGAACUUUCUAAACGAGGUCAACAUGUCAAUGUUCACCCAGAUUCGUACUCUGAAGCAGGUGGUGCUUUCUGAGAACAUGUUGGCUUUCCCUCCUCGUUGUCCAUCAGUAAUUAAUCAUUCAGUAAAUAUCCCUAAAGAACCAGAACACAAUCUGUUACCAGGCUUUACUAUGUCUGGUUUGCUUGAGCAUCCAAGUCAAGUCAAUGAAGAACACGACUGGGAUACUGAUCUCAUCCCACAGCUAAGGAAUCUCCAGUACAAGUAUUGCAACAACAGACUGUCACUUGAUUUAUCCAAUAACAACAUCAUGUCUAUACAUCAGGAUAUCUUCCAAGGUAUAGAGGAUGUGGUUUGUCUGGAUUUGUCCUCCAACUAUAUCAGCCAACCCCUGAACGGAAGUCAGUUUUUGCCCUUAAAGAAUCUUCGCUUCCUCAACCUGGCACACAACCGGAUAGACCUGUACUAUGAAACUGCUUUUCAAGAGCUCAACAGUACCCUGAUGGCCCUAGAUCUUACCAGCAAUGCUUACCACUUCCACAUGAAGGGAAUGGGUCACCGCUUUACCUUCAUCCACCACCUGAAAUCUCUCAAGUCCCUGAGCUUGGCCCAGAAUGACAUUGGCAUCCGUAUUUCCACCAGGCUGGAGAGUGACUCUCUAAAUUCGCUUUAUUUUGGUGGCAAUCGCCUGGAUUUGAUGUGGGAUGGUCAAAACGAUCGUUAUCUAAGUUUUUUUUUGAACCUCACUAAUCUCACCUUCCUGGACAUCUCCAACAAUCACCUGAGGUCCUUGUCUAAAGAUGCUAUGAACAACCUCCCCAAGACCUUGAAGAUCCUUAAUGUCAACAAUAAUAAGCUCAUUUUUUUCCCCUGGUGGUGCCUUGAAAAUCUGAGCAACCUUAUACACCUUAACCUCAGCCACAACUCCCUUAGUACCAUUCCCAAAGAAUCUAUCACAUUUGGGAGUAAAUUAAGAAUCCUAGAUCUCAGCUACAACAGUAUCAAGAAUCUACCUAAAGCUUUCUUCCAGAGCGCAUCCUCCUUGCAUUUCCUCAACCUCAGUAACAAUGCCCUUAAGUUUCUCUACUCCCAAAGCCUUCCUGCCCAACUUCUACACAACCUCACUGAGCUGGCCAUCCAUGACAACCCCUUUACCUGCAACUGUGAUUCCUCCUGGUUUAUCGACUUUCUCAAGACCACUCAGGUCACGAUUCCCCACCUCACCACCUAUGUCACAUGUGAGUUUCCCGAGUCCCAGCAAGGAAAGGCAGUCCUGUCUAUGGAUCCUCGUUCUUGCCAGGAGAUCCUUGGUAAUCUUGGCUUCCUCUGCACCUCAUUCAUGACCAUCAUCUUCACCACCCUGCCAAUUUUGAAGAAGCUUUAUGGUUGGGACUUUUGGUACUUUAUCCACAUCUUCUGGGUGAGGCUCAAAGGCUACUCCCUGCUUCCCCAGCCAGACAGCCAAUAUGAUGCUUUUGUUGCCUUUGACACUAGUAACAAAGCUGUGGCAGACUGGGUUUAUAAUGAGCUAAGGGUCAGUCUGGAGGACAAGGGGAGAAAGAGGUUCAAGCUUUGUCUGGAGGAGAGGGACUGGCUCGUUGGACUGUCUUGCAUUCAGAACUUGUAUGAUGCGGUUUACAAGAGCAAAAAGACAGUCUUCAUACUGACCAAUGAAGGCUCCAUCAAUGGGACCCUUAGGCAGGCAUUCUUCAUGGCCCAGCAGCGCCUCUUGGAUGAGAAGGUGGAUGUGGUGGUCUUGGUCCUCUUGGAUGAAGUGAUGCAUAAGUCCAAGUACUUGCAGAUGAGGAAAAUGCUCUGCAGGAAGUCUGUCCUCACUUGGCCUCGAAACCCCCACAGCCAGCCUCAUUUCUGGGACAACAUGCGAGUCACCCUAGCCUCCGACAACAACCGCUACUAUGACUCUAAUUUCAGUGAAGGCUUCUAAGCUUUGAAAAAGACACAAGUGCCGCAAACUUUAAUUUCAUCCUGAACACAGG